UGUGCCCAAGCGCAACCGCCGAAUCUUCUCAUAGUACCGGCCAUAUAUUUUUAGAGCGGAGCGAUCGGCCGCGCUCGCCCAUCGGGAGUUUAUCACAAAUACCUACGCUAAGAUGCACAAUUAGUGUUGUUUUUGUGUGUUGUUGGAGUGUGUGUGACAGUGACAUGCAGGUUUUAUGACGAAGGCCCCGAGGAUGGACCGCUUCAGACGGCAGCGAUACAAAUAUGGGCGGAGACGGGGCUCAGCCGAUUCAAACUACUCGCAGCCAUCGUCGGAGCUGUCGCUGGACGAGGACAAAGAGGCGCUGCGCCGCGAGAAGGAAGCGCAGGCACUCUCACAGCUCGACAAGGCACGGUCGAAGCCAGUCGCGUUCGCCGUGCGCACGAACGUGUCGUACGAUGGCUCGCUGGACGACGAUUCGCCCGUGCACGGCAGCGCCAUAUCCUUCGAUGUGCGCGACUUCCUACACAUCAAGGAGAAGUACGACAACAACUGGUGGAUCGGGCGUCUCGUGAAGGAGGGCUGCGACAUCGGCUUCAUCCCGUCGCCGGUGAAGUUGGAGACGGUGCGCGCGGGUCUCGCGUCGCGCGGACGGUACCCGCGGCCGGCGUCGUCGGCUAACCUCGCGCCGCUCGCGCCCCUCGGCGGCACGUCGCUGGCCCCGCUUCCCAGCAGAGGUAGCACCCCCCCCACGCCCGGUGAAGACUCAGAUACAGGCACUCGCGGUCGCGGCGCAGGCGCCCUCCCCGCCGGCAAAGAGAAACGGAAACCGUUCUUCAAGAAGCAGGAGACAUGCACUCCGUACGACGUCGUGCCGUCGAUGCGGCCCGUCGUCCUCGUCGGACCUUCGCUCAAGGGCUACGAAGUAACAGACAUGAUGCAAAAGGCACUUUUUGAUUUCCUUAAAAGAAGAUUUGAAGGCAGGAUCAUCAUCACCAGGGUUUCGGCAGAUAUCUCGCUGGCAAAGCGAUCGUUGCUCAAUAACCCACCGACAAAACGGCUCACGGACAGGUCAAACUCGAGAACGAAUUGUUUACAAGAGGUGCAGGCGGAGAUUGAGCGCAUCUUCGACCUGGCGCGCACGCUGCAGCUGGUGGUGCUGGACUGCGACACCAUCAACCACCCCUCUCAACUCGCCAAGACCUCGCUCGCACCCACCAUCGUCUACCUCAAGAUAUCAAGCCCGAAGGUAUUACAACGACUGAUAAAGUCCCGCGGCAAGGGGCAGAGUAAGAACCUGUCGGUGCAGAUGGUUGCGGCGGAAAAGCUGUCCCAGUGCCCGCCCGACAUGUUCGACGUCAUCCUCGACGAGAACCAGCUCGAGGAUGCCUGCGAACACAUCGCAGAGUAUCUAGAGGCAUACUGGCGCGCCACGCACCCGCCGGCCGCCAUGUCGCGCGCGCCGCACGCGCAUCCCGCGCACGCGCCGCACGCACCGCACGCGCACGCGCACGCGCAAGCCAUGCCUGUACAAGCAUCAGGACAAGCGCACUAACCGCCGAGCCGAAGAUCAUAUAUUCCAGAUGUAUCCAUUUCUAGCAGAUACUCCGCCGAUGACCCAGGUGGCAGAAGCCGAGCGGCGCGGCCCGAACGGCUCGAGGAGGAAUAUUACCCGCGCGAGCGGUAUCAGCGGUACGGGCGCGACCAGUACCCGCGCGACCAGUACCCCGACGCCGCGGGCUACCCGCCCGAAGCGUACGCACCCGCCGAGCCCUACGAGCGCGAGGCGUACGGCCACGACUACACGCGGGACGCGUACGCCCGUGAGGACUACGCGCGGGACUACGGGCGGGAGUACGCCCGCGAGGCGCCUUAUAGGGAGGAGCGGCGAGGACGCGACCGAGACGGACCUGAUGACUACGGGCCGUCAAGACGCGCGCUCAACGCCGUAUAGCCACCGCAGUCGCGCUCCGUGCGCGCCGGGCGAAGCGAAUCGCGAGACACGCUCGCGCAAAUUCCCUUGGAUUACUUUCUUCCGCCGCGACCGCGCUGAGGAAGGGAGGAUGGCCGAUGAGUGUUCGUUUUGUGAGCGGCGGCGGCGCGCGGCGCGGCGUUUUCAGUAUCGCGUUCGUAGGCGCUUCCUUACGCGCCUCUGUUCGCUUUAAUCUGCUUCGGGACCGAUCAGUGCGUCGGCGGACGGCCGAUAUUUAGUCGUAUUCGUCACAGAAGCGUCGCUUCGCUUCGCCUCGCCAGGCCUGUGCCGUGGCUCGCUUCGCAGCAGUAGUGGCACGCUUCGCUCGCGCCGCGCGCCGCCGCCGACCGUCGUGUUUUGGACGGAACUCGCGUCGAUUGUAUAAAUUUUACAUAAACUUUAAUUUUAGUAAGUACCGUUAGAUAUUAUCCGUUUCCCAUUUUUUGAACAUACUCUGUAAUUAUAUUGCAUCGUCUGUACUUCAUUGUUGCAAUCAUUUGUAAAUAAAAUACUUUAUAUCGAUGAUGUAGUUCUAUUAUUUUUCUCGUUAGUAAUUCCAAUUUCUGUUUUCAAAAGGAACAUUGGGAAAAAAAUAAAAAUAUAACAGUUUUAUAUGAAAUAUAUCGCAGUUUAUUGAAAUAAAUUCGAUGACGGUAUUGUUUUAACAUUUCCAAGCGAAUAGACUUCCCGCUAUGCAUUUUGCAUUCCAUAAAAUAAAUUAUAACAUUACAAUACAUAACAGAUAAAUAGUUCUAAUGUCUCAAAUACUCCUCUGCCUCUUUGGUGUCUACUAGCUAAAUUAUAAUUAUAUACAAUUUUAAUCAAAUUACAUAGUUUUUAGUUGCAAUCAGGUAACAAUCAUAAUCUGAAACAAUAUUCUCAUAUCAGACGAAACUGUAUUUUUAGACUAGAAACAUUUAAUGUAGAAUCAUUUCAUUAUAUAAAUUCUAUGUGACAAAGUUUGCAAAAAAGUAGACUUUUGAAUUACAUUUCCACAUCAAGAGUCAAAUAUUAAAAGUUAAUUUUCCCCGUUACGCACUAACUCAGUGUUAGAUAAGCCGUUAUAUUGCAACAUCUCUUUGGUUUCGCACUUCAAUCAAAUAAGAGAUUACCACACGCACCUAGCCCCGUUUCAGUUCACACCGUCUCUAUUUACACUUUAUACAAGUUCACGCUCUAUUUACACCUCACUUGAGUCUCUUUUUCACUGUCCAGUGGCACUUGUUCCAUUUGAAACCUUUGAGGGUACCCCAGGGCCAUCCUCUUUUGGUGAGAUUGACGGCUAGUCAGAUGUAGAGGUAGUCGUUUUUUGUUUCCUUACAGUAACUAAUGCUGGGGAAUUUGUAGACUGGGGUAUACCGUCUCCUAUCUCCUUCGGCUUCUAGGGAUAGGGCGGAUAGCGCUCGGGAGGUUUCUUCGUCCUCUUCCUCGUCUCUCAUUGGUUCCUGGGUAGGCGCGGGGGUGGGGGCAGGGAGAGUACGCGGCGGGAGGGGGGGAGCGCGCGGGUUCCGCCGCACUCUGAAGUGGCAGUCGUUGCCUGGCGGCCACGCACGCUGGACUAACAGCGGUAAGUCGUCAGGGUGUAGCUUGCGCUCGUAUUCUUGCGAAGGGCAUAC
Messenger RNA from Chilo suppressalis (striped riceborer), 3528 nucleotides. The record is from the annotation of a GenBank genome assembly. Lineage: Eukaryota; Metazoa; Arthropoda; Insecta; Lepidoptera; Crambidae.